ACUAGCUCUCGACAUCUCAAAGAAAGAAAAGAAAAGAAUGGCCAGUACAACCAACUCAGUAGUGUCUCAUGACCACCACGAACUUCCUCCUCUUUGCGAGAAAAUCCCCAUAAAAAACAAUCCAAACAAAGCCAUCAAUCUCACAACCUUACUCCUCCUCUUCUCCAUCCUCCUCUAUCGUCUUCUUCACCUCUCUGAACAUGGCUACCCCUGGCUCCUCGCCUUCUUAUGCGAGUCUUGGUUCACCUUCGACUUCUUCCUCAUUCUCAACACCAAGUGGACCCCAGUGGAUUUCAAAACUCACCCACAAACCCUCUUACAAAGGAUGGGGACAGAGCUACCAGCGGUGGAUGCGUUUGUGACGACGGCGGAUGUGGCUAUGGAGCCACCCAUAAUGACAGCCAACACCGUUCUGUCAUUGUUGGCGGUUGACUAUCCAGCUCACAAGCUGGCGUGCUACGUGUCAGACGAUGGUUGCUCCCCUCUCACCCUCUUUUCUCUCAUCCACGCCUUCGAAUUUGCCCGCAUUUGGGUUCCUUUCUGUAAAAAAUACGGUAUUCAAGUCCGGGCGCCUUUUAGAUAUUUCUCUAUUGACAUUGACGAUUCUGUUUCGCCACCUGAUAGUGAUGAUAGUCGUGAACGUGAUUCUGGUGGUAAUUUCGACCAGUUUCAACUUGAAUGGAAAAACAUGAAGGAGGAGUACGAAAAACUUAAACAAAAGAUAGAAAAAGCUGUGAACGGAGCUGUCCCUUUUGAGUGUUCUGGAGAGUAUGCCGAUUUCGCAUAUGCAGACAAAAAUGACCAUUCCAGUAUAAUCAAGGUCAUUUGGGAGAACAAAGAAAAUCACCCAGAUAGCUUGCCACAUCUAGUUUAUGUAAGUAGAGAGAAGCGCCCCACUACUCCACAUCACUACAAAGCUGGUGCUAUGAAUGUUUUGACUAGAGUGUCUGGAGUGAUGACUAAUGCUCCAUUCAUGCUGAAUGUGGAUUGUGACAUGUUUGUAAACAAUCCAAACAUAAUCCUUCACGCCAUGUGUUCUUUCCUUGGUCUCAACCCCCAAGACUGUGCCUUUGUUCAAUUCCCACAAGUCUUCUACAAUGAAUUGAAAGAUGAUCCUUUUGGGAACCAAAUGGUUGUUGGUUUUGAGAUUGUUGGGCGUGGGAUGGCAGGUAUCCAAGGACCCCUUUACGCAGGAACUGGAUGCUUUCAUAGACGUAAAGUUAUCUAUAAUUUCUGCUUGGAUAACGCAGAUAAUAAAGAAGUUAAUGAAGAUGAGACUUUUGGAAACUCCAAGGAGCUCAUGGAAUCAGUGGCUAAGACCUUUACAGAACCAGUGGAUGGGAAGAAUAUCGAUACAAUUAUUACCUCUCAAGAUCUCUCAACUAUGGUUCAAGCAGCCCACCAAGUCGCUCGUUGUGACUAUGAGGAUGGUACCACUUGGGGUUCAAAGGUGGGUUGGAAAUAUGGCUCGAUGACAGAAGAUCUCUUAACAGGUAUGCAAAUUCAUGCCAUGGGGCUGAAGUCGGUUUCAUGUAUGCCAAACCCACCGGGCUUUUUGGGGAUUGUACCCACAAGUGGGCCUAUAUCAAUGAGCCAAGUAAAGAGGUGGAUAACUGGCCUGCUCCAAAUUUUGUUUAGCAAGAAUAGUCCCAUCUUCGCAACCUUGCAUGCUAAGCUUCAAUUCAGACAGUGCUUGACUUACAUAUGGAUCCUCAUCUGGGGCCUACGCUCCAUUCCUACACUAUGCUACGCUAUUCUGCCCGCCUACUGUAUCAUUACCAACUCAUCUUAUUUACCUAAGGCUCAUGAACCAGCAAUGGUACUUUUCUUAGCUCAAUUUGUCAUAGAAAACAUCGAAAACUUAAGCUAUUUUCGCCGAUGUGGCCAAUCAUUUCGUGCAUGGUGGAACAAUUUGAGAAUGACAAAAAUAAACGCAGCCACUUCAAUGUUAUUCGGAGUAGUGGGGUUCCCACUUAAGCUUUUGGGAGUUUCAGAGAUCGUUUUUGAAGUAACACAAAAAGAAUCUGAUGAGUCUAGCACUAGUUCUACCAAAGGCACUGAAAAUUUUAAAGGAAAUGAUGCUGCGAACGCCGGUAGGUUUACGUUCGACGAGUCGCCGAUGUUCGUUCCUCCCACAACACUGUUGUUUGUGGAAGUAGCUGCCUUGGGGUUGAGCUUGUGGGAGGGUGGACGUGAUGAGGUUGGGCUGGGAGAGUACUUGGCUAGUGUUUGGGUGGUGAUGUGCUUUUGGCCUUUUGUGAGAGGUCUUUUUGGGAAGGGCAAAUAUGGGAUUUCAUUGUCUACUUUGUUGAAAUCUUCUUGUUUUUCAUUUAUUUUUAUUCAACUGUGUAGACAGGCUUCGGUUCACGGCUGGUGAUCAAUACAAUCAAGAGUGAUCAUGCUAAGUAUAAUUAUUGUAUGAAACUUGGGAAGAAUUAAUAUUUAUGAAAGGUGAUAAUUAGGGUGAAAAAUAGCAAAUAUUUUGUCUGUUGCACCUGUAUA
Molecule: messenger RNA, 2502 nt
Organism: Humulus lupulus (European hop)
Lineage: Eukaryota; Viridiplantae; Streptophyta; Magnoliopsida; Rosales; Cannabaceae
Product: cellulose synthase-like protein H1
Exons: 9
Coding region: 38-2377 (779 amino acids)
Biological process (GO): cellulose biosynthetic process; plant-type primary cell wall biogenesis
Cellular component (GO): trans-Golgi network; plasma membrane
Molecular function (GO): mannan synthase activity; cellulose synthase (UDP-forming) activity
Source: RefSeq, a predicted model, not a curated record